Molecule: messenger RNA, 1451 nt
Organism: Rana temporaria (common frog)
Lineage: Eukaryota; Metazoa; Chordata; Amphibia; Anura; Ranidae
Exons: 2
Coding region: 28-1443 (471 amino acids)
Source: RefSeq, a predicted model, not a curated record
AGAGAGCGGCGCCUUCAUCCUCACGCGAUGGAGCGAGAGGUUCGGUCUGCUAUGGCCCUGGCUGCGGAGGAGGCCACAGGGGGGGAGGAAUGUGUUGCCCAGGGGGGUGCUAGUCGAUCGGCUAAGGACACUAGUCGCUCCAAAAAAUGUGGCUACUGUAGUGGCAAGCUACCCUCAGAUUAUUCAAAACCCUUUUGUGCCAAAUGCAUUGUUAAAUUAGCAGGGAAGGAGACCUCUGAAAUUCUUAAAGGGUUUCUAGAGGUCCAAUCUGAGAUGCUCUCUACACUCAAAGAAUUCAAGGGGUCUUUAAAGAGCAAAGAACCUGAACCCCCUAUCGCAGGGCCCUCCUCGCAAGAGAGUUCCUCUUCACAGGUUUUUAGAGUCCGUCAGGAAUCCCACGGUUCCUUAGUGUCGGACUCUGAGGACUCAGAGAUUCCUCCUCAGGAGGAUGGCUCUGUUGGCCAGGCAGAAGAAGAAGGCGAGGAUGCUAGGGCAGGCAGAUAUGUCUUUGCUGCUGACGAUAUGGAAGGCCUCCUAGAGGCAGUGUACGCCUCUGAGGAGAUUCCUCAGCCUGCGGAAAUAAUUUCUACACAGGAUAGGUUAUACCAGGGCCUGCUUAAACCUCAGGCCAAAGCAAUUCCGGUACACCAGUCCCUGAAGGAUAUCAUCCUUAGGGAAUGGGCAGAGCCAGAGAAAAGGCUUUUAAGGUACAAGACCUGGAAACGACGUUGCCCCUUUAAGGAGGAGGAGGAAUCAAGAUUUUUCAAAGUUCCUAGAUUAGACGCUCCACUCGCGCAAGUUUCCAAGCAGUCGGACCUCUCCUUCGAGGACACAGGCAAUUUGAGGGAUCCUAUGGAUCGGCGGGCAGAGACCUCCUUGCGUAGGGCCUGGGAAGCUAACGCGGCUGCCUUGAGCCCCGCCUUGGCUUCGGCCUGUGUUGCUAGGAAUGCUAAUUCCUGGAUCUCAAAAUUGCUGGAACAUGUGUCCCAGGGGUCAGAUUCUAAGGAAAUUUUAGAAUCCCUUCAGCUCAUAGGGAGCGCAGUAGCCUAUCUAGCGGACGCCUCUGUAGAAACAGUCCGUUCUACCGCAAAGACGGGAGCCCUCCUCAAUUCUGCCAGAAGGGCAGUGUGGGUCAAAAUGUGGAACGGGGACCUGGCGUCUAAAAACCGCCUUUGUGGUCUUCCCUUCGAGGGCUCCCUACUCUUCGGUUCAGGCCUGGACCAGGCCCUGACCAGAUCCUCAGAAAAAGGGGUACGCUUUCCUACCAAGCCUAGACAAAACAAGAAAAGAUUUUUUCGAGGCCCCCAGGGUGGAUUUGGAGGUAAGAACCGUCCCUCAGAAAAGAAGCCCCCUUACAACAGACGUUGGGGUGCUGGGAAGGAAAAGCAAAAAGGAGGUAUCCUCUUUUCCAAUCCCAAACCCAGCGACAAAGACGCUAAAUGACGUGAAGG